Molecule: messenger RNA, 2128 nt
Organism: Syngnathoides biaculeatus (alligator pipefish)
Lineage: Eukaryota; Metazoa; Chordata; Actinopteri; Syngnathiformes; Syngnathidae
Gene: rad18
Product: RAD18 E3 ubiquitin protein ligase
Exons: 14
Coding region: 322-1902 (526 amino acids)
Biological process (GO): DNA damage tolerance; protein monoubiquitination
Cellular component (GO): nucleus; Rad6-Rad18 complex
Molecular function (GO): single-stranded DNA binding; ubiquitin protein ligase activity
Source: RefSeq, a predicted model, not a curated record
UGCGUCAUGGGUUGCCGCUGUAUUUUGCCCCUCAACCUUGAUUUAUGGAUAGGCAAAUACGUAUUUUUAAAAAAGGCUUUGUGUAUAAUACAAGGCAGUGAUACACCACCGCACACAACUAGAAUAAUAUUGUUCGAUUUUUAUACGUACUUGAAUACCUCUGACACAAAGUCACAUUUGGGGGAAGCUAUGACGUAGCGGAAGUCGUCAAUUGACGUGGCCGUUUUUGGGUUUUUCGAGCGGGACGGUGAUGUUGUGAAACCCCUCAAAAGUUUUCAAACUUCGAAAUACUUUGUAUUGGAUUUGCUUGGUUUAUCGAAUAUGGCCUUGCAACAUGAAACACACCUCCCGCCGUCGCUGACGAGUUUGAAAAAUGUUGAUGCCCUGUUGCGGUGUCCCAUAUGUUUUGACUAUCUCAACACUACAAUGAUGACCAAAUGCUCUCACAAUUUUUGCUCCUUGUGCGUCCGGAAAUUUUUUUCUUACAAGCUUCAAUGUCCAGUUUGCAAUGCACAAGCCACAGAACAAGAUCUGCAAAACAACCGUUUACUGGAUGAGUUGGUUAUAAACUUUCAAGCUGCAAGACAGCAAUUGUCAAAAACACAUUUUGACUCUCCACCAAUAUCCCCAAAGAACCCAGCAUCAGUCAAAUUUAAAGCAACCAGAGACAAAGGCCAGAAGUGCAGCAGCUCUGAUGUGAGUCACUUUUUCCAGAAGAGGCCCAGAAAAUCUCCUGGCAAAGUGGAUCAGACUGGAUCGACACGCUAUGCGAGUGACACUGACCUGCACUUGAGCAUUGUAAAGGAAGAGCCUAUGGAUGUGGGGGAAGCAUCCUACCAGGAUGUGUCAUUGAAGCCAGUGGAUACAGAAUUACACAGACCGAACACAGAGGAAGAGAUGCCACAUUCUUCUUCAUCCCCGCUAAAAGACGUGAAGCCUGUAAUCAAAGUGGAGUGCCCCGUGUGCAGCAUACGUGUUUCUCAGCCCUUCAUCAACAAACAUCUGGACAUGUGUCUCACAAGCGGGGAGAAGAAGGAAAGCUUAAGGAGGUGUGCUGGAGCCAAUCCCAGCUGUCAUUGGCCAGGAGGCAGGGUACACCCUGAACUGGUUGCCAGCCAAUCCCAGGGCACAUUGGGACAGACAACAGUCACACCCACCGUCACACCUAGGGUCAAUUUAGAGUGUUGCUCCCUUGGCAAGGCAAGGCGCCCAAUGGGGAAACUGGUGUACAACCUGCUUUCCCAGGCAGAGCUGAAGAGAAGGCUCAAGGAACAAAAUCUUUCAGUGAAAGGCACCCGGGAUCAGCUGAUUAAAAGGCACCAGGAGUUUGUGCAUUUGUAUAAUGCGCAAUGUGACUCUCUCAACCCAAAACCAGCUGAAGAGAUUGUUAAAGAGGUGGAAGCCAAUGAGAAGAUCAAAAAUCAGCUACAGAGCAAAGCUAAACCUGUUAUGGUUUUCUCAAAGAAUCACUCUGAGAAGGAGAUUGAUGCGGUUCACUCAUUGUACAGAAAGCAGCACAGCAGCGACUUCUCUCGACUAGUUGCCCAGGUUCGUGGUCGCCUAGAUACAACCAGGAAGACUCUGAUAAUAGAGGAUGUGGCUGGGGGCGAGGAUGCAGAACAAACGGCCUCGGCAGCUCAAAGUUCAGAUUCAAGAAAUUCCUUGGAUAUCAAGUUUGAAGGAGAGGAAGAAAAUGAGACUUCUGUGAGAGGCAUUAUUUUGUCAAACAGCCCCACGUACAGUGACGUGUCUGUCAGUAGUUCUAUUUCGGACAUCUUUGCACCAGAUCCUUUGCAAACUGAUGUCACAGAGAGGACGUCUGUCGAAAAGUGGUCGUCUUGCUCCCAGAAAUCCUUCGCCGCGUCUUCGUCCGCUUUGGGGAAACGGCACCGUAAAACAUGAAAAGGGAUUUAUUGAAGAUGGAGGACUAAAGAUUGCAGACAUUCAAGACAUAACUUGAUGGAAUUGGAAGAGGUGUUGGGAGAUUUUUUUUUUUUUUAUAUAUGUUAAAUAUAUACAUUUUUUUACUUUUUUACCUUGCAAUCGACUGUCUCUUCAUUUUUUUAGGAAAGUCCAAUUCCAAAGAAGUUGCAUUGUGUAAAACAACAAUAAAAUUAUUUUAAAAAUC